AAUGUUUUUUCUAACUACUCUACUCGAGUCUAUUUAAUAAAAUUAAAACAUUUACCCCAAUUUACGACCAAAAUCGGUUUUACAAGGGAAGGGACCAAUUAAAAUUAGACUACUAAAGUUUGCCAGUUCACCCAACGAUGCGAGACAUUGAGACAUUGAGACCGCUUACCUCGACAUAGUCUACUACUCCAGUAGAGGAUAAAACAUUGCAUAAACUAUUCAAGCAUCUUGCUCUUGUAUGAUGACAUUGUGUCGCGUGGUUUACUCCAGAAAUCUCUACCGGACGAAUUCAAGCCGUUGCAUUCCACGUAAAAACUAAGCAGCACAACAGCCGUAUCUUUGUUCAGCCCUCACUUUUACAAUACUUCUGGGAAAUAUGCCAUGAUGGAACAACAACAACAGCAACACCGGGAGCCGCAGCAAGAUGAGAUCCAAAGGCUAAAGAGAGAAAAGCGUAUCCUCUCUGGGUUGUUACUAGUAGUAGUUCCUCUUGUUGCGUUGCUAGUAGUGUUGCUGCCGUCUACUCGGGAGCUGCUUCCGAGCUCGAGUGACAGUCUUUUGUCAACUCAACGACAGAGAAGAACGCAGGAGGAGCCAGUGUGUGCCUGCCAGGAUGACAAUUUCACCAUUGCCACGAACUCCAGUACCAGACGAACCGUGACUCUAAAUCUUGUAGCGCUGCAUGCGCGGAACAUCUUUUCCAUCGUGGAAGAAUCCGCCCGCGACUUUGAAGCCUACCGAAACGGCAAAGCGGACAACGACGGGAUUGACGUGCAGAUCAAGGUUUCUCCCAGCAUUACCAUGCCCGCCAUGUACAAUGACAUUAUCAAUGACGCCAAGUCGGGCGGGGGCUUUUUUGAUGGUUACUUUACCAAUCCGGUCAUUCUGGGGACCGUGGCUCCGCUGGGGGGAUUUGUCGACCUGGCCCCUCAGAUUCACAGCUCCCAGCAGGCGGACUUGGACUGGACGGACAUUCUCUUGCCAUUUCGUAAGUACGUGGCGCAGUUCGAAGGCAAGAUCUACAUGCUGCCGCUGGAUGGAGACAUUCACAGCAUGUACGUCCGCAAGGAUGUGCUGGAGUACUUUGGGUUGGAUGUGCCACGAACGUGGGAUGAAUACAAUGCGGUGGCAAAGGCAGUGCAUGGCAAGGUCUAUCAAAACAUUACGCUCAGUGGAUCCUGUGUCAGUCGCGUCAUUGGUAGUCAUGGACAGUACUGGAGUCACUUGAUUCUGGCGAGUAUCACUCAGACCGAUGGACCGACUACAGGCAGCAUGUUUGAUACCAAGGACAUGAAACCGCUCACAGGGGAAGCCUUUGUCGAAACGCUCCGCAUUCUGGAACAGCAAGCGCUCUAUGGAGUGGUCACGGAAUUUGACGAUCUCAAUCUACAUGAAGUGCACAGCCAUCACAUGAACGAUGGCACUUGUGCUCUCACGUACAGUUGGGGGGACACUUACAAGUUGCACAGAGCUCAAGGAAGUGUCAUUGGGCCGGGACAAUUGGGGGUCUAUCCCACACCCGGUUCCACCAAGGUGCUUGAUCGAAAGACUAUGAAGCUCAGUCCUUGUACCAAGGAGGUCUGCAAGCAUGGCACUUUCUACGAGGAUAUCGGGUGGGUCAACCACGCUCCGUAUUUGGCGAAUGGAGGCUGGUCCGGGGCAGUCUCAGCGAAUGCCGAACCGGAAAAGCAACGUCUGGUCGCAGAGUUCUUUCUGUUUGCUUGUGCCAAAAACCAAGCGCUGAAGGGGGUCAUUCCGCAAGCGUCCACGCCGUGGUCACAAUUGAACAGCCAGGAUCCCUUCCGAAAGAGUCAACUGGAGGUUGAAAAGUGGGUCGAACAAGGGUACGAUGCUGUCUCGGCAAAAGAAUAUCAGGUGACCGUACUGCAAAGCACCUUGUCCAAGAACUUGGCCGUCGAUAUGCGCACACCGGCAGCUACCGAAAUUAUGGGCAUCUUGGACCAGCUUGUCCAUGAUCAUUUGAUCAAGAUUCGAGACGCGGGCGAGUUUGCUCAGGAAUACCUUGAUUUGCCCCACAGACGAAACCAAGUGACCGAGGCACUUACUGCCAAGUGGGCCGACAUUAUCCAAACAUACGACAAUCGAGGAGAUACAGAGAUCCCCAUCCUGGAAGUUUACCAAAGGCUAAGGGAUGUAUAUAUACCCAAAGAAUCACUCAAUCAACUGACGGGGGUUCGACCACUGGGUUUGGCACUCAUGAUCAUAAUCAUGGUGUCGUCCAUUGCUUGUGUGGCGUGGGUAUUCCUGAAUAGAAGCACUCGAAUUGUCAAAGCAGCUCAACCGUUUUUCUUGGAUCUGAUUGCUGUGGGCGCCAUUGUCAUGAGCUUUUCCAUUCUGACAAUGUCUGUGGAUGAUUCCAUGGCUAGCCAAACGGGUUGCAACAUUGCUUGCAUGGCGACACCUUGGCUGGCUGCCACUGGAUUUACCUUGAUCUUUUCAGCACUGUUCUCAAAAAUUUGGCGCUUGAAACUGAUCAUGGACAAUGCACGCAAAUUCAAAAGGGUAGAACUUACCAUCAAGGAUGUCAUCCUUCCCCUGGUUGUGUUACUGUGCCUGAAUGUGGUGUUUCUAUCCAUUUGGACGGCUGUUGACCCUCUUGUCUUUGUAAGGAUUGAUACGGGACGAACAGACUCUGGAGAGCUGAGUUCAUAUGGCAAAUGCUCACCCACCGGCGGCGUUGUUGCCACUGUGAUGCUUUCAUUCAUAUUGGCCAUCAAUUUGAUCGCGGUGCUCCUAGCCAACUUCAAAGCCUACCAAACACGCAACCUCAGCACAGAUUUCAGCGAGAGCAAAUAUAUUGCGCUUUGCAUGGCUUCCAUUCUGGAGGCAUUGCUCAUUGGUGCACCCUUGGUGGUUUUGGCAGGGAAGAAUCCAACGGCAUCCUUCGUCGUCCAAUCCAUGUUGGUAUUUGUCGUUUGCAUGAGCGUUCUGGGGCUCAUGUUCCUUCCCAAGGUGCUCAACAAGGGAAAGCCACCGGCACCAAUGCGGGCUUCCCAUCUGGAUUCCUCCAAGACCUAUUCGAACACAGUUCAACAGCUCCGAGAAUCCGCGAACCAGUACACGAAUCGUCCGUCGGACUUGUCCAGCAGUCUCAAUGGAUCAGCCAACAACCAGCACAACAAUCCCAGUCGGUAUCCUGAAGGAGUUAAGAGAGCCCCCAGGGGCAUGCAUAUUGCAUCAGUUGUAGACGAUGAUUCGAGCUCUCCUGACAACCUGAUGGAUCCGGAAAUCGCUGACAUUCCAAUUGAUCGGCCCCGACCACGAAACCCGUCGUCGUGUGCCACUCAAGACUUUGACGAGUUUGCCGAAGAGAAGCCCGGUGAACAUGACGGCAAAUAUCCCAGGGGAGUACGAAGGGUGCAUUCCAGUCGAGUGCUGAUCAACUCUUCAUCGGGCAACCUCUUCAUUGUUGAUUCGUGUUCUGACUCGGACAGCUCUAGAGAUGAUAUGACAUUUAAUCCUGAACGUGUACCGGACGACGAGAGCACCCCUUUCACCGAAACGGAAAUGACGAAAUCGGCGGGGCGUUCUGUUGCGCCUCCGGCACCAAGAAAGUCGUUUCCAUGACUCCAUGGUCGGAAAUGAUACUGAAUUCGCAUCAGACGAGAUGGGAUGAUCCAGUGAAGGAUGGAGGGCUACAGGAUGGUAAUAUGGGCGACGCGGUGAGUGAGAAGGAAGUCUGCGGGAUGCCGUGGGUGGGGAGAAUGUGCAAAGCCGUGCAGGAAUAAAAGGCAUCGAAACCGCAGAAAGUGAGAUGCUUGAAUUCUUCACAUAUCAAGCUACUCGUGUGCUGAUAUCCACGUUCGUAAUAGGUAGGGGGGUGAGCGAAUGUUGCUAUUGUGAUGUAGGUACUCAACAGAACUGGUGACGUCAGUUGAAAAAGCAAAAUGCACAUUUUGGGUUCUUCACCUCACAAGAGGUACAGGACCUGCAGCCAGACAAAUUGUAUAGGUUAAUCGGCUCCAGAGAUAAGUUUGGUUCAUUCAUACGACGACUACAGCCUCCUCCGUAGUCUUAGACGACUGAGUCACUCCACACCCAUCCGGUACCCCCUUAGUUGCACUCGAAGACGCAGCGCCAUCGGACACGACCAUGGAAGGAAAAGUCGGCACCAAAGCCUACUAGUACGGGGAACUAUUCAAUGACCCAACCAACAAUCCUUUGGGAAGAGACUUCACAUCGGCCCAAGACUGCUCUUACAAUGGAGAGCCAUCAACAACCCUUCGACCGUGCAGAGCUACACCAAGAGGUUCUAGAUGACGUUAUGGGUCCCAGAAGUGGAGUACUGUAGUAGUCAUGGUAAAGGAGGGGAUCACACGACCGGGAGGGAAAAUACAUGUGCUGCAUGGCUUCUUGUGCCACCCCGGAGACCCUGGAACACCUGCAUGUCCACAGAAUUACAACGACAAGUUGAUGACGACACAAUGCGCGCAGAUCAGUAUGAUAUGAGCUGUCAGCAACAGCAUCACUGCCACUGCCACUGAGGCCAGGUAAAUGAAAAAUCCAAAGGGUUACAUACCCCAGGGCUGGACCGAAGGAUCCUCCCAACUCAAGUGCUAUAUACCAGUGCUAGGAAUGAUCUUUGGACCGGAACACAGCAAUGUCAAAACCUAAAAGGAGUUCUUACUAGAGUGCGAGCAACUGGCACCACAGUUGAGACAAGCAACAAUACCUCUUUAUACCCCCAAACGGUUACAGGAUGGCCCUAGCAAGAGGCCAUCACAUACCGUUUUCAAAUCUAAUUAUUGAACUUAAUCCCUCCAGGGACUUUGUAAUUCCUAAGUUGAGA
Seminavis robusta is the source of this 4810-nucleotide messenger RNA. The record is from the annotation of a GenBank genome assembly. Lineage: Eukaryota; Bacillariophyta; Bacillariophyceae; Naviculales; Naviculaceae.